UCACACACACUUUUCCCACCGGGAUGGAUCUUCUGCAGCCAGCGCGCACAGCCAGUAGCCAACACGGACGCUUCCCCUCGCAACACAUGGCUGCUCAUGUCGGACGAAUAUUCUCGGCGUUUAUAUGGAUAAUAGGAAUAGUUUCCAGCUCCAGGACGAGGAUUUACCCUGCAAAUGAAGUGACCCUGCUGGAUACCAGGACAGUGCCAGGAGAGCUGAAAUGGGCAGCAAGUCCCUCAGAAGGAGGGUGGGAGGAGGUGAGCAUCAUGGACGAGAAGAACAUCCCCAUCAGGACAUACCAGGUGUGUAACGUCUUAGAACCCAAUCAAAACAACUGGCUGAGGACGGACUGGAUCCCCAGAUCUGGUGCUCAGCGUGUCUACGUGGAGGUCAAGUUCACUCUGAGAGACUGCAACAGCCUGCCUGGAGUGACUGGCACUUGUAAGGAGACAUUCAAUCUGUACUACCACGAGUCCAACGAAGACAAGGAGAACUUCAUCAAAGAGAGCAGCUUCAUUAAGGUGGACACGGUGGCGGCCGACGAGAGCUUCACUCAGGUGGAUGUUGGAGACCGCAUCAUGAAACUGAACACUGAGGUGCGGGACGUAAAAGUGACCAACAGAAAGGGCUUCUACUUGGCGUUCCAGGAUGUGGGCGCCUGCAUUGCGUUGGUGUCUGUUCGAGUUUUCUACAAAACCUGCCCCCUGACGAUACGAAACCUGGCAACCUUUCCAGACACAGUGACAGGAGCUGACACUUCAUCCCUAGUGGAGGUCAGGGGGUCCUGUGUCGACCAAUCAGAGGAAAGAGAAGAACCUAAAAUGUACUGCGGUGCUGAUGGAGAGUGGCUGGUUCCUAUUGGCGGAUGCCUUUGUAACCCGGGAUACGAAGUAAAGGGCAGUGCUUGCAAAGCGUGUAUGGCUGGUUUCUACAAGUCCAGGGCCUCUGAUGCAGGAUGCUCCAAGUGUCCUCCACACAGUUACUCGCUCCGAGAGGGGGCGACGGUGUGUGACUGCCACUCCGGAUUUUUCAGAGCUGACAGCGACAGUCCCUCCAUGGCUUGCUCCCAGCCUCCAUCAGCUCCACAGCAGCUGAUUUCAGUGGUGAAUGAGACCUCUGUCGUUCUGGAGUGGAGCCCCCCUCGCCGGCUGGGAGGUCGAAGUGACAUCAGCUACAACCUGGAGUGUCUCGUCUGUCAGACUGGCAAUCAGGCUAAGACAAGUAGCAAAGGCGUCUCUUGGAAUCACAGCGUCACCCAGCCGGAUGCUCAGCACAUCGGCCAGGGCAUGCAGUCAGACCAAGGGAUUGUGGGACCUGAAGUCCAGUCAGGCAGAGGCGUCUAUCAGAGAGAAUCCACUAGACCAGCUUCAGGCUCUCAGUUGUGCCAAACCUGCAGCUCAGACGUGCUGUUCUCUCCCGGCCAGACCGGUCUGAGGGGCACCCGGGUGGUGGUGAGCGAGCUCAGGGCCCACACUCACUACACCUUCAUCGUGCAAGCACGCAACGGAGUCUCCCAGGCUGGUGCUGAAGGGGCCACCCAGAGUGUGUCUGUCUCUGUAACCACUAAUCAAGCAGCUCCCUCUCCAGUGUCGUCCAUCCAAGUCACUGACGUCACCAGGCAUACUUUGUCAUUGUCAUGGCAACAACCCGAUCAACCCAACGGGGUCAUCCUGGAAUAUGAGGUCAAGUUCUAUGAGAAGGAUCAGAAGGAGAGGUCCUACCGCAUAAUGAGGACCUUCUCUCGGAGUGUGGAUGUCACAGGCCUCAACCCACUUACUGUGUAUGUGUUUCAUGUGCGAGCUCGCACCGCUGCCGGAUAUGGGGAGUUCAGCACCCCCUUUGAAUUUUCCACCAACUCAGAUCCCUUCCCUUUGAUUGGAGAAGGAGUCAACUCUGCCUUCCUGCUGCUGUCUGUGAGCGGGGUUGGAAUUUUGUUGCUCAUAUCGGCAGCCAUCUUCAUUAUUAGUCGCAGGAGGAGCAAGUACAGUAAAACCAAGCAAGACUCGGAGGAAGAAAAGCAUCUUAAUCCAGGAGUGAAGAUCUAUGUGGACCCGUUCACCUACGAGGACCCAGAUCAGGCCAUCCAUGAGUUUGCCAAGGAGAUUGACGUCAGCUGUAUUCACAUCGAGAGAGUUAUCGGCAUGGGAGAAUUCGGGGAGGUGUGCAGCGGGCGGUUACGUGUGCAAGGAAAGCGAGAAGUGUACGUGGCUAUCAAGAGUCUGAAGGCGGGGUACUCGGAUAAACAGAGGCGUGACUUCCUGUCUGAGGCGUCCAUCAUGGGACAAUUUGACCACCCCAACAUCAUCAGGCUGGAGGGUGUUGUCACCAGAUGUAAACCACUAAUGAUCAUUACAGAAUACAUGGAAAAUGGAUCCUUGGAUGCUUUUCUUCGGAAACACGACGGCCAAUUCACCGUGAUCCAGCUGGUCGGCAUGCUGCGUGGCAUCGCCUCAGGCAUGAAGUACCUGUCAGACAUGAGCUACGUUCACAGAGACCUCGCAGCACGAAACAUCCUGGUCAACAGCAACCUGGUGUGUAAGGUGUCUGACUUUGGCCUCAGUCGGGUUCUGGAGGACGACCCUGAGGCUGCAUACACAACCAGGGAGGCCAUUGGGACUUACCUCUCUCCUGGAGGAAAGAUCCCCAUCAGGUGGACAGCUCCAGAGGCCAUCGCCUACAGGAAGUUCACCACGGCCAGUGAUGUGUGGAGUUACGGCAUCGUGAUGUGGGAGGUCAUUUCUUACGGCGAGAGACCCUACUGGGACAUGAACAACCAGGAUGUGAUAAAAGCCAUAGAGGAAGGCUACCGCCUGCCUGCUCCCAUGGACUGUCCUGUGGUCCUGCACCAGCUUAUGUUGGACUGCUGGGAACGAGAGCGAGCCGAGAGACCCACGUUCAGCCAGAUCUUGAACAUGCUGGACAAACUUAUUCGCAACCCCGGGACUCUGCGAAGGACCGGAGGGGAAAGACCCACCAUAUUGGAGUCAGGAGUGGGUCCGGAGGUGUGUGUUUCGGUCCUACCAGAGAUGUGCGUGGCCAAGUGGUCGCUGUGUGAGUGGUUGCAGUCCAUCGGUUUGGAGAUGUAUACAGAGAUCCUGGUGGCAGCAGGAUACUCCACUCUUGACAGCCUAUUGGCACUCACACACCAGGAACUGGACAGACUGGGAAUCCUCACACCAUCCCACCAGGACAUACUCCUUGCCAGUGUGCAGCAAGAAAUGUUGUCUCAAAUGCAGCACAUGCAACACACAAUGGUUCCCGUCUGAGUGACAGGAUGGAUACACACCUGUGUGCAAAACAAUUCCAUUUACCUCAUCCAUGCACUUUAGGGAGACAUUCACCAGUGGACCAGUACAAGGAGCGUAAUGAAAGUAUGCGAGAAGAAGAGAGAAAGCAGCACUUUUUUGUCGACUUCCAUCCUGUGGAGUUUUCUAAGAACAUGAUGUGGUCGUGGCCACUGAUUGCUACUGAGACUGAAGCCACAUCCUCUUAUUCACUUCUCUUUUGCAUUAUUUUAUUAUCUGUUUGUGAAGGCUGACAUGAAAGCAGAACGACUUCCAGUUUUAUUUUUUUUUGCUGCUUUGGGCUUGACUUGAAGAAAAUGUGUGUGUGCGUGUGUGUUAUUGUAUGUGUGUGUUAGUGUUACUCAUGCUGUGGGAACAUAAAUGUGCAGAAGAAGUGAUUAGGCUAAGACUGCAGGAAAUUCAAGUGUGUGUGCGUGUGUGUGCGUGUGUGUGCAGUGUGUGCAGUGUAAACUCACACAUAAUGGACUCCCCCGUGUCUAAAUGUCACACGUUUGUUUGAACUUUCUGAUUAUGCAAAGUGAAAGUGGGAGGAGUCAAGGCGAAUAUCUCUCCAGUUACAUACUAACAGACUGAAUGUUUUUUGCUUUUGUUUCUAUAGCUCUGUUGGUUUAACCUUUUUUCAUUAGACAUGUUCAUUAGAAUCAAGUCAAGUCUUGUCUCUCAUUAGCUACAUGAAAUAUUUUCUUUAUUUAUGGUCUUUUUUUAUGUAGUUUCUAUAUUGUAAAUUAGAAGCCAAGUGAAGAAGAAUUGUAUUGACUGCCAUAUUGCAUUGCAAUAAAUGCCAAAAUCCAUUCUUGUACAGUAUGAGAGUUUUCAUAUUAAUUGCAUAGAAUCUGUAUUCAAAUCAUCAAGGUGUCAGAAUAAUCACGACAGUGCAUGCCAUGCUGCCAUGCCUCCAAAACAAAAAGCACCUAUUUGUCCCCCUGUAUUAAGAUGUAUAAUAUCAGUAUAAAAUUAAAUU
This is a messenger RNA of Doryrhamphus excisus (bluestripe pipefish), 4266 nucleotides long. Its product is annotated as ephrin type-A receptor 4-like. Gene Ontology annotation, biological process: ephrin receptor signaling pathway; axon guidance; protein phosphorylation. The record is from RefSeq and is a predicted model, not a curated record. Gene Ontology annotation, molecular function: transmembrane-ephrin receptor activity; ATP binding; protein binding. Lineage: Eukaryota; Metazoa; Chordata; Actinopteri; Syngnathiformes; Syngnathidae. Gene Ontology annotation, cellular component: dendrite; plasma membrane.